AUGACGGCUUCUCCGCCUGGGUCGCCCACCGGCCCGACACCAACUGCCAGGCCCAUGAGUGCUGUUAUUCGACCGCCGAGAAGUAUGAGUCGCAUGAGUGUAGGAAGCAGGCCCGGUGGCAGUCGCGCCUCGGAUGAGGAGAGUAAGACGGCUGUCAAAGUCGUUGUGCGUGUGCGGCCGCCGUUGAAGGAAACCGACCCCGGAUACGAUUUGAUUCCACAACGAUUUCGGCGGUCAAUGGUCCAUGUCACCUCACAGACUAGUCUAGCCGUCGAUGUUACCCAAGGGCGCAAGUUGUUUGUGUUUGACCGCGUUUUCCCAGAGACUACAGAUCAAGAAGGAAUUUGGGAAUAUCUCAGCGAUAGUGUCAAUUCCUUCACCCAAGGUUACAAUGUCUCGAUUCUUGCCUACGGCCAGUCGGGAGCUGGAAAAUCAUAUACGAUGGGAACUUCUAGCCCUGGUGACCAGAUUGACGCUCGCGCCAUGGGAAUCAUUCCCCGAGCCGCGCAGCUCUUGUUUGAGAAAUUAGACGGCCCGAGACAUAGUCGAACACAGUCGUCUGGUCUGCGCACACCAGCAAGAUAUUCCAUGAGCUCGCCACAAAGUUUCAAUAGAAGUCCGGCAGAGAAGACCUGGCAGAUGAAGGCAACAUACGUUGAGAUCUACAACGAACAACUUCGGGAUUUACUCGUCCCAGAGGCAACACCUGUUGGAGAUCGCAGCAACGUCACUAUCCGGGAAGAUACCAAAGGCAGAAUUAUCUUGACUGGCCUUCAUCAAGUAGACAUCAACUCGUUUGAGGACUUGAUGGGCGCCCUAAACUUUGGCUCGAGCAUUCGCCAGACAGACGCGACUGCAAUCAAUGCGAAAUCCUCGCGUUCCCAUGCAGUGUUUAGUUUGAACCUAAUACAACGCAAAUCGUCUGCGCAGACUAUGUCUGCAAGGGAGAAGCGCAUGUCUGUACCAGUCGAGGCUUUGUCGUCGUCGGACGCUGUAGUCACUGUGGAUAGCAAACUUCACUUUGUGGAUCUUGCUGGGAGCGAACGUCUCAAGAACACUGGUGCUUCUGGCGAGAGAGCUAAGGAAGGUAUUUCUAUUAAUGCUGGGUUGGCUAGUCUGGGAAAGGUCAUCUCACAGCUCUCCUCUCGACAAUCCGGUGCUCAUGUCUCAUACCGUGAUUCCAAGUUAACCCGUUUGCUUCAAGACUCGCUCGGUGGAACUGCCAUCACCUAUAUGGUUGCUUGCGUUACUCCGGCUGAAUUCCAUCUUAGCGAGACCCUGAAUACCGUUCAGUAUGCACAAAGAGCUAGAGCUAUACAGAGCAAGCCUCGCAUUCAGCAAACCACCGAUGAAAGCGAUAAACAGGCCACCAUUGAGCGUCUCAAGGCCGAAGUUGCAUUCUUACGUCAACAGAUUCGGAAUUCCGAGAACGGAGACAGGAAGAGCGUCGUACAGCCCGAGCGAAGCGACCGUUCAACCGAUAGGGAGAUGGAGCUCCAAAAUCACUUGCUGGAUAUGCAAGAGAGCUAUAAUUCCUUGAGCGAGCGCCACGCGAAGCUCAUCUCAGAACUUAGUAAAGCGUCUGAUCUCCAAACAGAGAAUCCUAAUGAGCUCGCAGCUGCUAUUGAAAACAGCUCCGUCGAGAGACUGAAGCGUUCUCAUUCCUUUGCCAAGUCGGUCGAGCAAGUCGUCCUAGAAUACGAAAAAACCAUUCAAAGCCUAGAGUCGUCUCUCUCGAGUACUCGCGCCUCUUUGGCCGCUACCGAAAGCUCUUUACUAGAACGGGAAAGCAAGUGCGCAUAUUUGGAGACACACAAUGCACAAUUACAGACGAGAGUCCAAAAAUUGAUGGAUCGUGAGAACAGCACAGAACAUUAUCUUCACGAUCUCGAAUCCAAGCUUGAUGGCCAUUUCACCGGAGAAGAGAAGAAUUCUGCUCUUGUCUACGAAUUGCGUAAAGAACUUACUCGUGCUCAUGAGAAUGAGGCAGGAUGUGAAGACUACAUAUCGACAUUGGAGGAACGUUUGGCCGAGGCUGAUCAGGAUAUGGAACUGAUGCAGCGCGAGAUUCACAGACUCGAGCACGUCAUUGACCGUCAAAGAAAUCUUGGUAAACUGGAUAACCUUCUAUAUGAGCUUGACCACAUUCAACAGAAUGGCAGUAAAUCUCAGGCUAAACCCCGAACGAACCGGACCCGCGGAAAUACACUUGAUAUUUUGACCGAGGCAGUGGAGACUGCCAUCCCAGAAGAUGACGAUGAAGACUUGGGUGAGGACACUGCCACGAAUGUGGUGUCAGAAGAAAUCAGAGACUUGGAUAAUUUCUCUGUCGAGGAUAAUGUUGAGACCGCUGAGGAGGCUUUGAAAGAUGAGGAAAUGGUCGAGGACCAUAAACAGAGCCCCGCUCAGUCGAAGUCGUGCAGAGAGUGGCAAAUUCAGCACGAGAUGACCCAGAAUGAAUACGAUCUUCUUGCUGCCAAGUACGAAGAAGCAUUGCGGGCUAUGGCCGAAAUGCAGGAUCAGAUAGAUUUCAGUCGCCACCCCGCGGGACCCUUGAACAUUAACACUCCUGUUGAUAAGAGCGUCAAGACCGAGGAAGCCAAGACUGGAGGACAACAUUCAUCUUCGCGCUCGCUCUCUUCGGAGCUGUCCUCGGUAGAGCAGUCGGGAAUCUCGCAGGACACAUUUGACACCACUGUCAUGUCAGCGCCCUCUAUGGACAAUGGGCCUUUGCAGUCCGAAGAAGAGAUCAAGACUUUGCGCCAGCUUCUUCGAGAACAUGAGGAGGGCAUGAACCUUGUCGCUCAGAAAUAUGCUCAGUUAGAAGCUGAGCAUGAUGAUACUCUGAUUCUUGUAGAGCAGCUAAAGACCGACCUUCAGAAGGCUCGGAUGCCUCAGUCCCCAACAACCCCCAGCCCGGGAGGCGCCUCAGUCAUUCGUAGAAUGACCAGUCAAAAUCUCAUGUCGACCGUGGAUCGUGCCCAUAGGUCUCUCGCCGCGUUACGAAAUAUCGCCUCCGAAGAGUUUGAGGAACGCCCUGACGCAAUGCAAAACUUCGAGCAGAAUCUGAAUGCGGCCAUGCAUGAACUGCACAUUCGCAUCGAGCGUAUCCAAGCGCUGGAGGCCGAGAACGCGAACGUCAAGAAGGAGAUGGAAAUGAAGGCUACAAUCAUUUCUGGCUUGACACGAGAGCGCUCAAGUUUGCAAGGCGCGAAACCGAUGGACAUGGCAAUGGUUUCACAGAUGCGCGACCAGAUAUUCCAGCAGGAGAAUCAAAUGAGGGAGAUGCAAGAAGCCCAUGAAAGUCGAGAGCAAGAGCUGCGUUCUGAGAUCGAAAAGCUCCGUGCAGAGUUAUCGUCUCACACGAAAACUGAUGCUUCUGAAACACCCGCCACAAAUAGUAGUGUGUUGUCUGAAGAAUCUCAAGUCCGUCUUGCACAACUAGAGACUGAACUUUCGGAAUGGAAAGGCAGGCAUCAAGUUGCCAUCGAAUCGUUGGAGGCGUCUGAACAAAAACUAAGAGCAACUGCAGCUGAGCUCUCGGAGGCACUCGCCUCAGUUGACGCACUCCGAGCAGAACAUGCUGAUUCACUUGCGUCGCUUGCCAAUGAAAAGGCUGUACUUCUGCGCGAGCGAGAAGAAGAAAGAAAACAACAGGAAUCUUAUGUUGCAGCCUUGCAGUCUCAGAUUGAUGGGCACCAGUUCAGUAUCUCGACGCAUUUGGCCACAAUCGCGGAACUCGAAGCAUCUCAUUCUGCUAUUCAAGACCAGUUGACGCACUAUAUCUCCACAAAAGAGGCCAACGACGCCAAUUCUGCAGUCUACCAGUCCCGGAUUGCUGAACUCGAGGAUCAACUCGAGUCACAUAGAGCUCAUGUUGCCGAUCACGACAAGGAACUGGCUUCACUGCGGCAAACUCACCAAGAGCAAUUGUCAGAACUACAAAGCAGAUCGACCGCUGUCGACUCUACCAAGUCUGAUCACGACUCUUUGAUGGCCCAACUGAACGCACAGCAUGAGGAGAACCUUGCUGCUCUACGAUCAGAGAUUGCUAGCUCGAAGCAGGAUUUGACCGGAUUGCUGAACGCAAUUUCUAGAGUUCUCGAGACCCAAGUUACUCCUGUGACAGUUGGCGAUCAGUUAGAAGAUCUGAUCUCGGAGAAACGCAGCCUUGAAAGUAAAUACGCCGAUCUGAUCGAUGCGCACGAAGAUCUCCAAAGACAGCUCGAAUACAAGGAUGCUAGCGUCGAAGAACCAAAGACCUCGAACGAGGAACAUGAAUCGAGGAUUACUGAGCUUGCGACACUGGUCGCAACGCUUGAGGAUAAGUUGAAGGAGAAGGAAGAACUCGUUCAGAAGAAGGAUGCCACGAUUGAAGAAAUCACAGCUGAAAAGCAGAAGAGUGUUCGCCUGGUUGAGGAGCUUGAGGAGCAAAUUACCAAUACCUUCGACCAGCACCAUAACCGUCUUUCCGUCAUGCAGAACGAACGUCUGCAGGCUCUCGAAGAGGCAAAUGCCAAGGUCGCCAACCUCGAACGUGAAGUCGAAACAUACCAAGUCCGUAUCGAGCAGCUCGAGCUCCAACUCAAGAACAGCGGGACCGAGGUUGUGCCGAUGGAUCGCACCAAUUCUCUGUCGUCUGUACGCAAGAGUGCUUCUACGACAUCACUUCCCUCUCCCCCGCCAGCCAUUCCUCUUCCGCCUUUGCCGAAUAUCGCUUCUGCUACAGCUGGGAAUACAAACAGCAUGUCUCCUCCUAGCUCUCGUCACACCAGUCGGGAGUUGGUCAGCACGCAACUGAUGGAGGACCAAGAAGCUCGUAUCAAGACAAUUGAAAAGCAUCUAUAUGCUGAGAAGCAGCUUACUGCCACCUUGGAAGAAGCUCUCGGAGAUCUGGAGGCUCAGAGCAACAAGAUCAAAGCCGACAUGGAAGCCUGGAAGAAGAAGGCUUGGCAAUACGAAGACGAACUUCAGACCCUCCGAAAAGAGCGCAACUCCACUCGCCUGUCCUUGCAGGCUGUUGAGGAAGAACGCAGUGCUCGUCGUGAAGCUGAGGCUGCUCGUGCGCAACUAGAAGAGCGCAUGAACGCGAUCAACAGAAAGAAGAAAAAGAGUACUCUCAACUGCUUCUAAUUCAAUAAUUACCCCUGUACCUUAGCUAACGGCAGUUGGAUGUGUACAUCUCUUUUGUCUUUUAUUUUUAUCGUCCCUGGCAUUCCAUACUGAGUGGAAUCUCCAACCUAUUUUUACUUCGUGUUACAACCUUUCUUGACGAUAUUUUCCUGUACGACUGAAACGGACUUGCUGAAGUCUCAUGUACAUGCCUUCUUUUUGUCAUUAUUCUUUUCUCUUCCUUUGAACCAUUGUAUUCUUCUUUCCCCAUACAUACCCUAUUCGCCAUUCUCAAAUGUUACAGAAUUGUCAUGAGAUAUUAUCGAAAAUAUGUUCUUUUUCUUGGAAUUGUACUCAUCCUUUUUCCCUUGUCUAUCUUUCUUACGUGUCUAUUUUCAAUUCUUCGCCAUUCUGCACAAAUGACGACCAUUGAUGAUAUUGGCGGUGACAGUUGAAUUUUACUUUUUUUUCUAUCAUUAUGUUGUUUCG
Messenger RNA from Talaromyces stipitatus ATCC 10500, 5601 nucleotides. Its product is annotated as kinesin family protein. Lineage: Eukaryota; Fungi; Ascomycota; Eurotiomycetes; Eurotiales; Trichocomaceae. Bases 1 to 5133 code for a protein of 1710 amino acids. Gene Ontology annotation, biological process: mitotic spindle organization; microtubule-based movement. The record is from RefSeq and is a predicted model, not a curated record. The transcript has 7 exons. Gene Ontology annotation, molecular function: ATP binding; microtubule binding; microtubule motor activity.